AUUUUGAAACGAUUUUCACGUGAAAGGAAGAAUUUUUGGGUCGACUAGUAGCUGCGGAAGGGCACACAAUGGUCAGCAGGAAAAGGCGGGCAGCACAGAUUGAAAGUAGCCGUAAAGGCGUCGCCAGCAUUCGAGCUCGUUGUGAUAUGGAGGCUUCCUGUUCCAGUUCCCAAGAGAACGAGGCUUCGCGUGCAUCUACUUUGGAAAAAAUAUCACUAAAGAUGUCAGAAGAUGCAGAUCUCAAGAUAUUCAUGGAUUUCCUUGUGGAAAAGACCAAAGAUGCAUUUCAACCAAUGAUUGCAGUACAAGUAUUCAGAGAAUACCUAAAUGAAAAAAGUCAUUUGCAUGAUUAUCAUUAUAAAAGAUUUUGUUGUGAUCUUGCACCGAAUAUGAACGAAUGGAAUAACUACAGUAUUGAGGCGCGAAUUCGAUUGAUGUAUGCAUUGGGUGGAAAAGUGGAAUCGGAUUUCUUGGAGAGAAUUGAAACUCAUGGAACUGUCGAGCUGAAUAAGAAGAGAAAGAUCACCAAAUACACGUCGAAUGACGGAAUACUUUCGUUGCAAGAUAAUCGUGUACAUUUCACUAGGUUCAUGGACUUUCUUAUCCAAAAAACUAAAUAUGCAGUUGAACCAAUGAAUUUUAAUCAAGUAUUGGAAGAAUUUUGCCGACUAGAACCCGAUUGUCGUCAUUAUGGAGUCUAUUACGUCAGAUUUCAUCAUAAGCUUGCACCAAACAUGGAUGCAUUGAACAACUACAAUAUCUACGACAGAAUUCGAUUGAUGUUCGUGUUGAAUGGAAAAGUUUCGGGCGAUUUUUUCAAGACAAUAAAAACUCAUGGAACUGUCGAACUGGAUAGGAAGAAAAAAAUCACCAAAUAUGUCUCAAAUGACGGAAAGCUCAAAUUGGGAGGAAAUAUCAUUUCAGACACGAGACUCAUGGACUUCCUUAUUCAAAAAACCAGACAUUCCGUUGAACCAAUGCAAGCGACGAAUCUAAUUUUCAAGGAAUUUAGCGAACGACCAAGUCGUAUUCUUGAUAAAAUGUAUCAGUUGAGAUUUUAUCAAAAACUGGCACCAAAUAUGAAUGAAUGGAACAGAUAUAGUAUCGAGCAGCGUAUUCGAUUGAUGUUUGUAUUGAAAGGAAAAGUUGCAGACGAUUUCCUCAAGACAAUUGAAACACACGGAACUGUCGAGCUCGAUGAGAAGAGAAGAAUCAGAAAAUACACAUCGAACGACGGAAAAUUGUCUUUAAAAAAGCCUCUCACCGAUGACACUUCAUGUCCCACAAACAUCAGAUUCAUGGACUUUCUUAUUCAAAAUACCAAAGAUGGCGCUGAAUCAAUACGCCUGAUCUACAAUGAGUUUGCACUUCUCGAGGGUAACGUCCUGUCUGCGUCUACGUACAGUAGCAGAUUUUGCAAAAAACUGGCUCCAAAAAUGAGUCAAUGGAGCAACUACAGAAUCGAAGACCGCAUUCGAAUGAUGUUUGCAUUAAAAGGAAAAGUAGAAUCAGACUUUCUUGCUCAAAUGAUUCAAUCUGGCGCUGUACAGCUCGAUGAAAACUACCGAAUCGUCAGGUACACUUCGAAUAAUGGGAAAGUAGAAUUAAGUGAGAAAAGAUCGGGAGUGAAGAGAAGAAGCUCAACUAAAUCCAGCAAAACAUUAGGAAAGAGGCGUCAAGUCAUUGAGAAAGAAUUAUCUGACCUGGAUGAGCCUGAAUUUGUCGGAAUCAUGCAUGGCUAUCCGAAGCAGGAGCCUGUAUACGAGGAAAUCAUCAAUCAAGACAUGAGAUACAACAAUGAGGAUCCACACAUUCCACCAGAGAUUGAACAAUUUCCGAUUCAAGCAGUUCAUCUUGAAGAGCCGAAGUUCGAUCCGAUCAGUAGUAUGAACAUAGGUCGAGGAACACUUGCACAAAGAUUCGGAACCACUUCAAGUGAAUCUGACGGGAUCAGCGUUCACAAUUUUUUGAUUUCGCUAGAACUUAUUCUCACUUCUCUCGAAUCAGAUACUCUGAUUGAUUUGAUGAGAGAGAUUAAAGAGCUUCGAAAUCGGACAAAUGAUGAGAUUCUUCCACCUGAUCUAGUGAUUCCAGCCUUGCAGACGUGCUUUAUGGGAAUUACUCGAAAGUUUCGACCGGAAGUUUCAGCACCGAGCAAAUCAGCAGGAGAGUGUCUGAGAAUCCUCAAAUAUUCUUUGCUUUGGCUCCAAAGUCCGUUGCUUUACGAUCUACAAAAGAGAGUUCAGGAAGAAAUUGAAAAUUGCGGAGCUGAUGGAAAGGUUAUCCCAAUCGCCGACAUCCAGCAAGGUAUUCGGAACAUUCUCUUCGCCGUUUCCAUCUAGUUCAUCUGAAACUUGAUAAUUUUUUGGUUUUUCUCUUUAUUUCCUUUACAAUCUUCAAAGGUAUUUCCCUGCCAAUUCUCUGGAUGCUCUCUGUUUUUUCUCCAUUUAAACACUGGUGUUUUUAUCUAAUGUUUUACGGUUUCUACUAGGUUUUUCUCUCUAUUUCAAUGACUCCAUGCACAUUUUAUGGUUUUUUUGUUCCCCACUUGAUGCUUUAAUUUUCUUUCCACUGUUACAUGACUGGUGUUUUUAAGGUAAAUUUUUCUUCAUUU
Messenger RNA from Caenorhabditis elegans, 2614 nucleotides. RefSeq names its product SPK domain-containing protein. The coding region runs from base 69 to 2342 and encodes 757 amino acids. Lineage: Eukaryota; Metazoa; Nematoda; Chromadorea; Rhabditida; Rhabditidae. The record is from RefSeq and is marked reviewed. The transcript has 14 exons.